GAAACAGGUAUGGGAAGCAAUCAUUCCCGCUAAAUGCAUGGAACCUAAUGCCACCUGUAAACGAGACUGCCUUUUGGUGAUUUUUCUUUCUUUCUUUUUUUUUUUUCACUGCGAUUUACAGUGAUCUCUGCACAUCGAUAGAGUGAAGUAAAAUGUAUAGGCUAUUGCAGUGGCCGUACGGUUGGGUGGGUUAAUCGCAGGUAUUACUAGUUGACCCUUUUGUUCCACUCGUGUUUGUCCUACUGAGGUGAAGCUGUAGGAAUAGGUGUAACUAUGGAAAGGUCAAUGCACCUUUUGUUGCUCGUCGCACAUCUGACAGGUGUAGCCACUGGACAGACUUCGGAAACGAUAGUGGGAACGCUUGGGGACAGUGUUUCUCUGCCAUGCCACGGCAUUCCAAGCAACGGAACUCGGUCUGUGGUGCGGUGGCUAAAGGAUGGAAAAAUUGCUGCAAGUCGGAAUCUUUCUUCAAUGGCUGGACCAACUGGGAAUGUGCACUUUUCCGUAUCAGACCAAGGAAGCCUGACUAUCAGUGGGUUGUUACUGUCGGACCAGGGAAUAUACUCCUGCAACGAUUCCGUGCCGAAUCACACUGCGGAGAAACAAACAGACAUUCAGCUGCUUAUUGCCAAUGGCCCUUCCAACAUGUGGACAGACAUAAAACCGACUGUGCUCCUUCCCAAUGGUGCACUGUUUGUCCAAAAGGGCUCUGACGUCUCAUUCAACUGCUCGAGCGAGUCAUAUCCGUCCCAAGCCCUGUCCUGGGUUUUUCAGGGUGACACGUCAAACAGCAGCCUGCUGUCGUCCAGUGACAGAUCCCCGCUGGAGAUCAGUUUGCUCAACAUCCAGCCCAACCACCAAGGAACUUACAGCUGCAUAUCCCAGAAUAUGCUUUCAAAUCGGACUGCCAGCAAGAGCACCUCCCUGCUUGUGUACUAUGCUCCUGACCGACACCCCGAGUGCUUCAGUCAUGCCAUAAACGACUCCUUACACCUUCUGCUGCACUGUAGCUGGUCUGGAAGCAACCCUUUACCCAUGCUGCACUGGGAGGAAGAGCCAGGUGCCCAUGGGACCAGACCACCUGUACUCAAUGUCUCCAUGACAACAGAAAGUUUGGAAGUGACACUAAAUAGGUCCCAGUUGUACAAUGGCCAAACCAUGCGAUGCAAAGCAUAUAACAAUAUGGUUAAGUCUGAAGCAAAGUUCUGCUCAAUAACUCUGCAGAGUCCUUUCCCUCAAGGGAACCCUCUGGUCACUGCGGUGGAAGGAAGUGACAUCACAUUAACAUGCACAGAGAACAGUUCACUCCCUCCCGCCAAAACUACGUGGCGAAGAAAGAUCAGCCAAGAAGAGGUCGUCCCAGGUGCCAAAUAUGUCAUCUCCGAGCUCGGGCCCACAUUCAGCCUCAAAAUCAUCAACCUCACCAAGGAGGACGAAGGCCCGUAUUUCUGUAGGAGUGAGAACCCCGUCCUGGUUCAAGAGCUGGAGGUCUUUCUUACUGUGAAGUCUUCUCAGACAUAUGCUGGAGGGGUUGUUGGUGCAUUCAUUGCUGCUUUAAUAAUUGGCAUUGGGAUUGCUGUUGGCACAUCAGCAUACCGUAACCGUGACAGAAUUUGCCUGGGUAAGGUUAUACUUAUUGCCUGUAUUAUUAUAAGUUCCUGACCAUUCAAGCUGGAUUUACUAGUCCGAGUACAUCUACAGAACAGUACUAUAUGUAUUGGUUUCCUGUUCAAAAAUGAUCCAGAUGUCCCAAUAACAUAACAUAAAUGCUUAAAUUGAAAAAAUCAAGGAUCAUUUUUGUUAUUAUGAUCUCCAUCUCAUGUAGCAUUAUAUGAUCAUGGUGCAAUUUUGCUCACCAGAAUAAACUGAGCAAUUUAUGAUCCCAUCUACAACUGUUUGUUAAGGUAAAUGCCAUGCUUUAUGUAACUGAUGUUUCAUUUCACCCAUGAUUAAUUCUGAUUUAUUUGUAUUGCAGGAAGUGGCUUUGGGUGAGUCUGUCAUUAAUACUACAAGCUAACCCCUACUGUACUCUGCAAAUUUCAAUUUCACUUACUUGGGGACUUGCAGAUCCUAUUCAAUAAAAUAUGACAUACUGUAGGUAAGUGUUUGAGGUACAGUAUGACAUCAGAUCAAUAGGAUAAAAACAGAUGAUUUUUGGAUUUUGCAUUGAAUACGGUAUAGUAAAUCCUGUAAAAUGGGCAGCCUGUAGUCUAGUGGCUAAGGUACCUGAUUGGGAAGUUGGUGGUUCAGUAGCCACAGUAAGAUCCACGCUGGGCCCUUGCAAGGUCCUUAACCCCUCAUUGCUCCAGGGGGUAUUGUCCUCUGCUUAAGCUCAACCUUAAAUCGCUUUGUGGAGCGGCACUGGCCCAGGAGGUAAGAGCAUUCUUGAAUUCUAAAAAUCAUUGUAAGCAGUCAAGGUUUUGACAACUCGUUCCAGGAGUGGAGAGGAGAGGAAUGAUGUGUUCCAUCUGGUGGACUCAGAUGAGGAGGAUAUCUUUGACGAACCACCCACCAGGAUUACCACUACAGCUAACGGACACAGCACGUCGCUCAUACAGAUUCACCGCAUUCCAUCCAGUGAUCAUGAAGAUCUAGCUAGCCCAGAACCUGAAGCAGAAGAAGAAACCGAGACACCACAAGAAGAACUUGUCACAUUUUAGGCUUUGGGCUAUUUUUUUAAUUUAAUUUGGUCAUUUUUAAAUCCGAAAAAAGAAUGUACAGUAAUGUUUACUCCCUAUAUAAAUGUGAGCUGAGUCUCAGUACUUGGCCUAUUAAUUUCACCCGUUAUGUAUUGUAAAGAUUGUUGUGGUGUGUCUUUUUAUUGAAGUGCACUAUUGUAAGGGUUUUUCAGGGUUAUUGUUGCUGUCUAAUCUUAGGAAAAUAUAUUUUAAAUAAAUGUGUGGCAACAGAAUUUUUACAUUUAUUGGAAAUGCAACUGUCUUUUUACAUUGCGUUUUUAAACACUAGACUCAUUGAAUUAAUGUAUUUUGCUAUUGUCUUAAAUGUUGAAACUAUUAAAAAUAUUUUUGUUAAAACCA
This is a messenger RNA of Conger conger (European conger), 3038 nucleotides long. RefSeq names its product V-set and immunoglobulin domain containing 10 (gene vsig10). The transcript has 7 exons. The record is from RefSeq and is a predicted model, not a curated record. Gene Ontology annotation, biological process: cell-cell adhesion. Gene Ontology annotation, cellular component: cell-cell junction. Gene Ontology annotation, molecular function: cell adhesion molecule binding. The coding region runs from base 274 to 1662 and encodes 462 amino acids. Lineage: Eukaryota; Metazoa; Chordata; Actinopteri; Anguilliformes; Congridae.